This is a messenger RNA of Paramecium pentaurelia, 579 nucleotides long. Lineage: Eukaryota; Ciliophora; Oligohymenophorea; Peniculida; Parameciidae. The record is from the annotation of a GenBank genome assembly.
AUGGAACCAAGACCAGUGAUUAGUUUUAUUAGACAGAAAUACCUUAUAAAUGAGAGGGACAUACAAUAAGAUGCUUUUACAACUAGUAUAGACUAGUAUUUCAAACGAAGUCAAAAAAGAAUUUAUGGUUUCACUCUGACAAGUAUCAUUUAAUUUCUAAAAUAAGGUCUAUUUUUUUUGAUUUUACUGAUACCAUCAAUAGUGUUAUAAUAGGAUUCUUAGGAAGUAGUUGUUUUUCCUUAGAAGGGAGGAUAAUUUACAGUGAAAGAGUAACUUGAUCCUCCAAUAAGUUUGGAGAUUAUUUCAAGUGAUUCCUAUUUAUUAUCAGAUGUUCAACUUUAUUUAGAUGGUCAUACAAUAGAAUAAUUUACAAUUGAAUAGAAAAUGAAUACUAAUUCAACACAUAAAAUUACUAGCAAUAAAUCCUUUAAAAUUAGUAUAAAUUUAAUGAUGGUAGCAGUUAGAUUAAUUUCAUAGUUUAGUUUUGUGCCCAAAUCGUAUUUAAUUAUUUAAACAAUAAUGGUCGUUCUCUCAUUAUUGUAUUUAAUAUAAGAAAUUUUGAGAAAACCGAAAAUUUGA